Messenger RNA from Prorocentrum cordatum, 1143 nucleotides. The record is from the annotation of a GenBank genome assembly. Lineage: Eukaryota; Dinophyceae; Prorocentrales; Prorocentraceae.
CUGAACAGCACUUUUUUCAGAUACUGUCUCCCUCCGCCCGUGCGCGCCCUCGGACAUGGAGAGGCCGCUGGUUCAUGCAGGCCUGGGGCGGCUGGCCCGCUCGCAGAAGGGCGUAAUGGACCUCCUGGCGGCGCAGGAGGCGCUGCCCAAGCCCCUGGGCGCCCGCGCAGCCGUGCUGGUCUUCCUUCCCGAGUCGGAAGGAGGAGUUCGACCGAUAGUGAACAGCCCACUGCCCAUGCGCAUCUGGGGCAGCCCGAGGCAGCCCAUCGGCGCGCUGUGGGAGGCGGAGCACGACCACCGCUUCUUUAAGGGCAAGGUGGACCGCGAGUACGAGAAGGCAGGCUGGCUGCACAACGCCUGUGCCGCUCUUGCGCGUGUGAGGGGGUGUGCCUCCGCCAGCCUCUUCCUGGACAUCACCAAGCUCUACGCGAGCCCACGGCACGACUUCCUGCGGCAGUGCGGAGUCGAGCAUGGCUUCGACUUGCGGGUACUUCGAGGUCUGCACGUGCUCUACCCGAGGCCGCGUAUCCUCCGCUUCGCUGGCAUGGCCACCAAGUCGUUCGCCUCCCUGCAGGGGGCGCUGGGCUGGAAGUGGGUCGCCUCCUCCGUGUUCCGCCUCUGCCCCCUCAGUGCUGCCAAGGCCCCCGCCCGCGCCUUGGGGCCCUUUGGGGCGCGGCAGCCUGGCGGGCACUGGGAAACGCAGGGCUGGACUUUCUGUAAGACCUUGCAGGCCAGGAACCUCAGCGCGGGCGCCGCCUCGCGGGGCGAAGAGUGCAUGAGAGCCGAGUACGAGCUCCUGGAGCCGUGGGCGGAGCGCACGGGCCGCCUCCGUGCCGCGGGAGUGGAGCUGGACCCGAUCCACAAGGCUGGGCCUGCGGCCAGCGCGGCGUGGGGUCGCUCGGGGCGCCUGGGAACCGCUGGGAGCGCCGCCGUCUGGCGCAUUGCGGCCGCCGCCCGUGAGUGAGUGAAAGUCGGCAUCGGUGAGGCUCGCGCCUGUUGCUCCCUGUGGUGAGUAGGCCCGCGCUGCUCUCGGUGCCCCCUGGGGCUCGGCGUCUCUCGGGAACUCUGUCCCGCCUGGCCCUGCCCGUAAUUAGUCGUGCACGCCCCGACGCCUUCAAGGCCCCGCCUUUAAACUUUAAACUU